Molecule: messenger RNA, 1578 nt
Organism: Cylindrotheca closterium
Lineage: Eukaryota; Bacillariophyta; Bacillariophyceae; Bacillariales; Bacillariaceae
Source: the annotation of a GenBank genome assembly
AUGAAAGCUGUAAAGGGCCUCCUGCCAUCGCUGCCCUCUUCCAAACAACGUGUAGGGUACAGGCCUGUUGGUGAUGCUGAGAAUCAUCUUUCCAACCCCAAAGAAAUCCAAGGCUUUCAAUUACAAGCUCUUCCAACCAAAGGAAAAGAUGAUGCCACGGUCGAGGCACAGGUCUCCACUGGACGACGCAUCCUCGACCUAUCGAUCCCGACACUGGGAGCUUUGCUCAUUGACCCACUUUUGACCUUGGCUGAUACUGCCUUCGUCGGAAGAUUUAGCGAAAGUCCAAACGAGUUGGCCGGAAUGGGAUCGGCGGCUGCUCUUUUGACCUUCAGUUUCUAUCUAUUCAAUUUCUUGUGUACUGCCACGACGCCUCUGAUAUCUUCGAAACGAGCAUCUGGCAAAGAAGCGGAAGCAUUGGCGGUGGGUGGACAAGCUCUGUCACUUGCAUUUGCGCUUGGUUCCAUGCUGUUUGUCGUGCUUCUCGCUGCGAGACAGCCUCUCCUGGAUGUCAUGGGAACUGGUGUAUCAGGCCCUGAAGCCAACGCGUACGCACUGGACUUUUUGUCGGUUCGAGCAUUUGCGGCACCAGCUGUAUUUUGCAUCUCCGCAUCCACGGGGAUUCUGAGAGGAUACUUGGACACCAAAACUCCUAUUGCCAUCCUUGCGCUUGCCAAUGUUGUCAAUCUGUUGUUGGAUAUUGCAUUGAUUGGCUACGCUCGAAUGGGACCUCAAGGUGCGGCCAUUGCCACCACCACAGCAGAAUGGAUCAGUGCUCUUCUUUUCCUCGCGGUUCUUUCUGGCAAGUUACCAUCGGUAGAUGGUCAACUUGGGAAGAAAGAAGACGAGAGCACUCUGAUUGUGAUUCCCACUUUGUCAAUUCCACCGUGGGAAGAAAUGAAACCGCUGGUCGUGGCAUCCUCGUCGCUGUUUUUGCGAACCUUUGUCCUUCAGUUUUCUAUUUCCGCCGCCGCUGCGUUUGCAGCAAGAGGUGGCGAGACCCUUCCUGGUGGAGCAGCAUCUAGUAUUAGUGCACAUCAGAUUGGUUUGCAACUAUGGUUACUAUGCUCGUUUAUUGCCGAUGCUUUGGCAGCCGCUUCCCAAGCCCUGGUAGCCGAUGCCAUUGGACGGAAUGACAGCAACGAUGUUCGCGACGUAUCCAAAACAGUCUUUGUGUACAGUGCUAUUCUGGGUGUGAUUCUGGCAACCACACUUCAGAUUGGAUACUCUACCGACUUUUUGUUGGGUCUAUUCACUUCGGAUGCCGGGACGCAGGUCGCACUUUCAGAGAUUUUGGCACUGAUUAUUCUGGCCCAACCUCUCAAUAGUUUGGUAUUCGCAGCUGAUGGUGUAUUGCAAGGAGCCGAAGAAUUUGAGUUUCAAGCCAAAAGCAUGGCUCUGAGCGGCGCGGUUACCGCUAUUUUCUUUUACUCCGCGCAAACAUUUGGCGCAACUGACACACUCGUCAACGUUUGGAAAGCAUUGAUUGUUCUCCAACUCAUGCGUGGUAUCACAUCCGCGGUCAAGAUACUGGACAAGAAUGGGCCCAUCAAACUUUUUCCAGCGUCUGAUCCUUGA